Beta vulgaris subsp. vulgaris (sugar beet) is the source of this 759-nucleotide messenger RNA. RefSeq lists its product as uncharacterized. The record is from RefSeq and is a predicted model, not a curated record. Bases 1 to 759 code for a protein of 252 amino acids. The transcript is spliced from 3 exons. NCBI's taxonomy places the organism in Eukaryota, Viridiplantae, Streptophyta, Magnoliopsida, Caryophyllales, Amaranthaceae.
AUGGUUGAUGACAAACCUGUCAUGGACCAAGUUCAUGUCUACGAGAAUUUAUGUGCUGAUGUUCUAAAUGAGGACAUGAAAAUCUGUGAGGUUUUCCAGGCUAAUGUUCUGCUGGAAAAAUUUCCUCCUUCCUGGAGGGAGUUCCGUAACAAUCUGAAGCAUAGGAAAGAGUUCCUGUCUCUUCAGGAACUGAUCAGCCAUAUGAGGAUUGAAGAGGCCAACCGAUCAAAGAUAAUCAGGACUCGGCUCUUGUCAAUGUUUCCAAAGCUAAUCUGGUGGAAUCUGUUGCUGCGCCAAGUUCUGAUAAGUUCAAGGCCUGAUCAUAAGGCUUACCAAUGUCCUCAACGCCAAGGUUCUGUCCAAAAAGAAACUCCUCAAGCUAACCUUGCUGUUUCGGAUGAUGUUAUUGCUGCUGUGGUUGUUGAAGCAAAUCUGGUCGAAAAUCGUUCUGACUGGAUUCUGGACACCGGGGCUUCAAGGCAUUUCUGUUCGAACAAGGAGCUGCUCCAUGACUUCCAGGAUGCAACAGAAGGUGAGUGCGUCUACAUGGGGAAUGCAGCAACUGCUGGAGUGCUUGGACAUGGAAAGGGAAAUUUUCAUGAAGUUCUUGAGCACCCAACAAGCAGGAUUCAAUACCUGCAUAAUGUUAUCAACCAAAAUCUUCCUGUUCCAGCAGAAAAGCCAAGGAGGUGUAGGCAUGAGAACUUGGCGCAAAUGAAGAUACUCAUGGUGGAGGCGGAUGACUGCAACAAAGCUUGA